Molecule: messenger RNA, 941 nt
Organism: Cimex lectularius (bed bug)
Lineage: Eukaryota; Metazoa; Arthropoda; Insecta; Hemiptera; Cimicidae
Product: development-specific 25 kDa protein-like
Exons: 6
Coding region: 81-905 (274 amino acids)
Cellular component (GO): cytoplasm
Molecular function (GO): oxidoreductase activity, acting on the CH-OH group of donors, NAD or NADP as acceptor
Source: RefSeq, a predicted model, not a curated record
ACAGGAAUGUUGUAGGUUUUAAGCGCUUCUUUGCAUCAGAGAACAGAAAAGGAUGCAAGGAAGUAAAGAAAAAAAGUUUAAUGACAGUGGAAGACAAAGUAGUGAUGAUCACUGGUGGCAGUUCAGGAAUAGGGCUAGCCAUUGCAAGAGAAAUGAUGGCUCAAAAAGCAAAAGGCGUUGUCAUCUGUGGAGUGAAUAAACAACAGGGGGAAGAAGCGGCCAGCUGUUUAAACGUGUGCGAAGAAGAAACGAAAGCCAAGUUUUUGGAAAUGGAUGUCAGGAUAUUGAAAACGUUUGAAAGUGUGAUGAAAAAAAUCAUCGACUGUUUUGGCUCCCUUGACAUAUUGGUGAACAAUGCGGGUAUAUUUGAAGAGGCAAAAUGGGAACAAACUGUCUCUGUAAAUAUUAACGGUACCGUUAACGGUGUGCUUCUUGCACACAGAUUUAUGGGGCAGAAUUCUGAUGGAGGUCUAGUGAUAAAUGUGGCCGACACUUAUGGUCUUGAACCGUUCCCUUACGCUCCGAUCUACUCUGCGACUAAAUAUGCCGUAAUCGGAUUGACAAAGGCAUUCGGUCACCCUGAUAUCUACGAAAAGACAAAAAUCCGUGUCGUGGCUCUUUGCCCUGCAGUCACACAGACCGACAUGUUAGAAAACAAACAACCGAUGCUGAAUAAAAAAUGGGAAGAUAAGGCGUACGAAACGCUGAAGAUGUCACCUCAGCAGCAUGCAAAAGCCGUAGGCAAGGCUGCAAAUCAUCUUAUCCAGUACGCUCAGACAGGGACGAUUUGGCCGGUCGAAUGUACUGUCCUACACAAAGUAACUUUUCCUAAUCGGAUAAGCUACUGCAACAAAGUUAUUGAACUUGGAUUUCCCGGCACUGAUUCUAGUACUGAUUGCCAAUAAAGUUCUUGUGUGUUCUAACGACGAUUUGAUAUAAAA